This is a messenger RNA of Sorex fumeus (smoky shrew), 1059 nucleotides long. Its product is annotated as N-formyl peptide receptor 2-like. The transcript has a single exon. NCBI's taxonomy places the organism in Eukaryota, Metazoa, Chordata, Mammalia, Eulipotyphla, Soricidae. The record is from RefSeq and is a predicted model, not a curated record. Bases 1 to 1059 code for a protein of 352 amino acids. Gene Ontology annotation, biological process: positive regulation of cytosolic calcium ion concentration; inflammatory response; complement receptor mediated signaling pathway. Gene Ontology annotation, molecular function: N-formyl peptide receptor activity; complement receptor activity. Gene Ontology annotation, cellular component: plasma membrane.
AUGGAGUCCAACCUUUCUGCCCUCCUGAAUGGCUCGGAAGAGACAGCCUCCACGUCUGAACCUGCUGGCCUCACUACUCUGAGGAUCUUCUCCCUGGUGGUGCUGGGGGUCACCUUUGUCCUUGGUGUAGUGGGCAAUGGGCUUGUGAUCUGGGUAACUGGCUUCCGGAUGCAACGCACUGUCACCACCGUCUGUUAUCUGAACCUGGCCUUGGCCGACUUCUCCUUCACGGCCACACUCCCCUUCCUCAUUGUCUCCGAGGCCAUGAAAGAUAAGUGGCCUUUUGGCUGGUUCCUAUGCAAGUUGAUUCAUAUUGUGGUGGACAUCAACCUCUUUGGCAGUGUCUUCCUCAUCGCCUUCAUCGCGCUGGACCGCUGCAUCUGUGUCCGGCACCCUGUCUGGGCGCAAAACCACCGUACUGUUGGCCGGGCUUGGAAACUGCUCCUUGGGCCCUGGAUUCUUGCCUUCAUCCUGACUAUGCCAGUUAUCAUCUUUGUGACCACGGUCUCGGAUGGAAAGGGGAAUACAUACUGCACCUUCAACUUUUCGGUUUGGAGCAGAAACCCGGAGGAGAUGCUCAAGUUUGCCUUCCACAUGCUGCUAGCCCGGGGCAGCAUCCGUUUUGUCAUUGGCUUCAGCAUGCCCAUGUCGGUGGUUGCUGUCUGCUAUGGACUCAUUGCAGCUAAGAUCCAUCGGAAAGGCAUGAUCAAGUCUAGCCGUCCCCUGCGGCUGCUCACUGCUGUCGUGGCGUCUUUCUUCCUCUGCUGGUUUCCCUUCCAGCUGGUCGCUCUCCUGGGCACAAUCUGGCUCAGGGAGACAGUGUUCGAAGGCAGGUACAAGAUCCUUGACGUGCUGGUCCACCCCACGAGCGCCCUGGCCUUCUUCAAUAGCUGCCUCAAUCCCUUGGUCUACGUGUUUGUGGGCCAGGACUUCCGAGAUAAGCUGAUUAGUUCCCUGCCUGCCAGUCUGGAGAGGGCCCUGACUGAGGAUUCCACCCCAACCACAGAUAGCACCACCAAGGCUGCCCCUGCUGCUGAGGCCAACGCCCAGGCACCGUGA